Messenger RNA from Brenthis ino (lesser marbled fritillary), 1332 nucleotides. The record is from the annotation of a GenBank genome assembly. Lineage: Eukaryota; Metazoa; Arthropoda; Insecta; Lepidoptera; Nymphalidae.
AUGUCAGAUAAUGACGACGAUUAUAUGUGUGAAGAGGAAGAAGAUUAUGGAUUGGAAUAUUCAGAAGACAGCAAUACGGAACCUGAUGUUGAUCUAGAGAACCAGUACUAUAAUAGCAAAGCUUUAAAAGAGGAUGAACCUCAAGCAGCACUACUUAGCUUCCAAAAGGUCUUAGAACUAGAAGGUGGUGAUAAAGGAGAAUGGGGUUUCAAGGCACUUAAGCAAAUGAUAAAAAUCAAUUUCAAACUGGGAAAUUUCACUGAAAUGAUGUCUAGGUACAAACAGCUGCUAACAUACAUUAAAAGUGCAGUCACAAGAAAUCAUUCGGAAAAGUCCAUCAACUCUAUACUGGAUUAUAUAUCAACAUCAAGAAAUAUGGAAUUACUGCAGGACUUUUAUGAAACUACAUUAGAGGCUUUAAAGGAUGCCAAAAAUGAUAGAUUGUGGUUUAAGACAAACACAAAACUAGGCAAAUUAUAUUAUGACAGAGGAGAUUUCAACAAAUUAGCCAAGAUACUAAAACAGUUACAUCAGAGCUGUCAAACUGAUGAAGGUGAAGAUGACCUGAAGAAAGGCACCCAACUCCUCGAGAUAUAUGCACUAGAGAUACAAAUGUACACUGCACAAAAAAACAAUAAGAAACUUAAGGCACUAUAUGAACAAUCCUUGCAUAUAAAGUCUGCAAUCCCACAUCCACUUAUUAUGGGUGUUAUAAGAGAAUGUGGGGGUAAAAUGCACUUACGCGAAGGCGAGUUCGAGAAGGCCCAUACGGAUUUCUUCGAGGCUUUUAAGAACUACGACGAGUCAGGCAGCCCGCGCCGCACCACCUGUCUCAAGUACCUGGUAUUGGCAAAUAUGUUAAUGAAAUCCGGGAUUAAUCCGUUCGACUCGCAAGAGGCAAAGCCCUAUAAGAACGAUCCAGAAAUACUAGCAAUGACAAACCUAGUGAUGGCAUAUCAGAACAACGACAUCAACGACUUCGAAGCCAUACUCAAGCACAACCGAAAUAACAUUAUGGAUGAUCCCUUCAUACGGGAACAUAUAGAAGACCUGCUGAGGAACAUCCGCACCCAGGUCCUCAUUAAGCUCAUCGGCCCCUACACCCGUAUACACAUACCAUUUAUCUCCAAGGAACUCAAUAUUGACGAAAAGGAUGUGGAAAAUCUUCUCGUCACCUGCAUUCUUGAUAACACGAUCAGCGGGCGCAUCGACCAGGUGAACUCCGUGCUGGAGCUGGCGAGCGGCGCGCGCGGCGCCGCGCGCUACCUCGCGCUCGACAAGUGGACCGCGCAGCUCGCCUCGCUGCACCUCGCGCUCGCCAACAAGAUGGCG